AUGGGUCUCCAUAACCCUCUUCCGUCUUCUAUGGCGUCGGAAUGCAAGAAGUGCGGCAAGAUUUUGACCUCAUUCAUCGACCCGAGACAAGCCUUUGGCCCCGAGAAGAUCAUCCCCCCCUCAGUCCUUGCCAAUGCCAAACCUAUCAGUUCCUUUGGAUCUGCGGGCCACCACCGGUUCAUUGCGCCCCGUUCAAUGCGCCCCGGUCUUGCCAUCCUCACGGUCCUCAAAGCGGGCUUUCUCGGCUCAGGGCGAUUCGGUAGCGGCCUCGUCGUUGCUCGGCUCCCCGACGGAUCUUGGAGCGCGCCCAGCGCCAUCGCUACGGUCGGCGGUGGCGUGGGUGGACAGAUUGGCUUCGAGCUGACCGAUUUCGUCUUCAUCCUCAACGACACGAACGCCGUCAAGACGUUCGCUCAGGCCGGUUCGCUCACGCUGGGUGGUAACGUUUCUAUCGCCGCCGGCCCCGUGGGUCGCAAUGCCGAGGCCGCCGGCGCCGCUUCCCUCAGGAGCGUGGCUGCCGUUUUCUCAUACUCCAAGACAAAAGGUCUCUUUGCCGGUGUCUCUCUCGAGGGCUCCGGUAUCAUCGAACGCCGUGAUGCCAACGAAAAGCUCUAUGGCACACGAUACACGGCGCAGCAGAUCCUAACGGGCAGUGUCCGGCCGCCCCCGCAAGCUCAGGCGCUGAUGAGCGUGCUUAAUUCCCGGGCCUUUUCCGGCAUGGGUCGUGCGGGGAGCAUGGCCGGUGACUCCAUGUACAAUGAUGUGCCAGUCUAUAACAAUUCGCAAGACGACGUCGCAUGGAACGGCCGGCAGGGAAACGCCAUGGGGGAGGGACAGUCGCGGCGGCAGAGCUCCUACGGCGACAGCUUUGGUGGGCCUCAGCGGUCCAGCACAUAUCGGGGCGACGACUACGAUCGACCGUUUGGAGGCCCGACCAGGUCGAACACUUAUGCCUCUCCACGCAACGACGACGACGACGACUUCUUCAACAGGACGAACGGCGGGUUUGGUGGGAAGACCGCACCCGGCAGGCCGACGGCUCCCAAACCGAACUUCUCGCCCAAGCCGUCGCAGCUCAAGGCGAACGAAGCCGUGGCCCUGUUCACAUUCGAGGCGGAUCAGCCUGGGGAUCUCGGAUUCAAGAAGGGCGAGGUCAUUACAGUGCUCAAAAAGACAGAGAGCACCAAUGACUGGUGGACCGGUCAAAUCGGGUCGAGGACGGGGAUCUUCCCCAGCAACUAUGUCAAGAUGAAGGAGUAA
Molecule: messenger RNA, 1260 nt
Organism: Sodiomyces alkalinus F11
Lineage: Eukaryota; Fungi; Ascomycota; Sordariomycetes; Glomerellales; Plectosphaerellaceae
Product: SH3 domain-containing protein
Exons: 5
Coding region: 1-1260 (419 amino acids)
Biological process (GO): actin cortical patch localization; actin filament bundle assembly
Cellular component (GO): actin cortical patch
Molecular function (GO): actin filament binding; phosphatidylinositol binding
Source: RefSeq, a predicted model, not a curated record